Microtus oregoni (creeping vole) is the source of this 7694-nucleotide messenger RNA. RefSeq names its product G protein-coupled receptor 22 (gene Gpr22). Gene Ontology annotation, molecular function: peptide binding; G protein-coupled receptor activity. Gene Ontology annotation, cellular component: membrane. The coding region runs from base 1325 to 2734 and encodes 469 amino acids. The record is from RefSeq and is a predicted model, not a curated record. NCBI's taxonomy places the organism in Eukaryota, Metazoa, Chordata, Mammalia, Rodentia, Cricetidae. Gene Ontology annotation, biological process: G protein-coupled receptor signaling pathway. The transcript has 3 exons.
GCGACAAGGUAGGCUGUCACUCUGCAAAAGCUGCUCAGAGCAGACUCUCCUCUGAAAAGCAGCGUUCCUUUUCAGAAAGACUGGCUCAAAGGCUGCCUGGAGACAAGAAGCCUUCAGUAUGCGGAAUUACUUUCAUUACGUAUUUUCAGAUGCCUAUUGACUCCACAGGAGGAAGAGUGAGGGACUGCAGCCGAGAAGCCGUAUGUUGCCGGUUCUAUACAUUAGCGGACUGCUGAAACAAUGGCACAGGACACACAUUCCCAUUAAGGUCAUUCUGGAGAGGUUUUGAUGACCCUCUUCCCUGAGCCCUCUACUAACAAAUGAACAAAAUGAAACAAUCAAAACUGGAAAUGCUUCAGCUACAACAAGAAGUGGUCAAAUCUUUAGCAGAGGGCCCACAACUAAUUCCAUAUGUACAACUGACGAUAUGAAGAACGCCACUACCUGAGCAGCUCUAUAGCUCUCUGAACCACAAACUGCUAGAUAUUCUUUUAACACAGGACUUUUAAGGAACUAAGGAGUUAACGCUUCGGAUUAGCUCGGCUGGAACGUAACAAGCUGACAGCAUCCCGUGAAGAUGCUACACAGAAUAACCACGAAAAGGGGGGAAAAAAUAGAAUUGUAAAAGCCUAAAGACCACGGGAAAAUGUUUUAAAAGGAAAGAUCUAGCACUUUAACACAGCAGAAUUAUGGACACUAUUGGAUUCUGCAGGAACCCGUGAAGCAAAACCUUCAAAGGGAAAACAGCACGACAUAUCAGUAAGCAAACGAAGCUUUAGCAAGUGUUUUCUGUACUAUCCAGAUAUUCACAGCAAUUGAUUUAACUAAUAGAGUUUUCCAUCUGAGCUUUAUGACCAAUUAUGUAUCCUCUUCUAAUGAGAACAAACCAAAUUAAAUAGCAGAUGGUUUUUAUCAAAAGAGCAUGUACUGGAUUUAUAAUAUAAAGCAAAUUAUGUGAUCAAGAAAUCAUUUUGAAAUAAUGAGAACUGCUGCAGAAACAGACUGCAAACAAAUGGAUAUCUAAAUGCAUUUUAGAAGCUAGAGACAUUAUGUUUCCUUUUCUGUCUUCACAUACUCUGGAAAACAAAGAGACACAACCUAUAUUCUUUCAAAAAGGAAGUGUAAUUUCUAUCAUUUGAUGAAGUUUCGUUUGUCCAUGACUUUCUGAGGAGGAAAAAAAAAACCACGAAAAUUGUGUGCUGUUCUUUAGAAAUCCAUCAGCCAACUAAAUCUCACAAUUUGUACAGCUGAAGUACUCAAAUAACAAAAGAAUGAAUUCCUGCAAGACAUGAAAUAAAACACACUGUUAUCAGGGAAAAAAUUCAUGUCAAAAUUGUCACUGACAUCAUGUAUCAAUUUGUGGAAAACUACCAUGGUGAGCCAAAAGGCCCAUAAGGCAGCAGGAAACAGGGGAAACACCAACUGUUCCAAAAGAAUGUGUUUUUCUCCUGUUCUGGGAAUCAACAUGCAGUCUGAAUCAAACAUUACAGUGCGAGAUGACAUUGAGGACAUCGACGCCAAUAUGUACCAACCACUAUCAUACCCAUUAAGCUUUCAAGUUUCUCUCACUGGAUUUCUCAUGUUAGAAAUUGUGCUGGGACUUGGCAGCAACCUUACUGUAUUGGUACUUUACUGCAUGAAAUCCAACUUAAUCAACUCAGUCAGUAACAUUAUCACAAUGAAUCUCCAUGUACUUGAUGUAAUAAUCUGUGUGGGAUGUAUUCCUCUAACUAUAGUGAUCCUUCUGCUCUCACUGGAGAGUAACACUGCUCUCAUCUGCUGUUUCCAUGAAGCCUGUGUUUCCUUUGCAAGUGUUUCGACAGCAAUCAACGUUUUUGCUAUCACUCUGGACAGAUACGACAUCUCUGUAAAACCUGCAAACAGAAUUCUGACAAUGGGCAGAGCUGUAAUGCUAAUGACAUCCAUUUGGAUUUUUUCUUUCUUCUCAUUCCUGAUUCCCUUCAUUGAAGUAAAUUUUUUCAGUCUUCAAAGUGGAAACGCAUGGGAAAACAAGACACUGCUGUGUGUCAGCACAAGUGAGUACUACACUGAGCUGGGGAUGUAUUAUCACCUUCUGGUUCAGAUCCCCAUCUUCUUCUUCACAGUUGUAGUGAUGCUCAUCACAUACACCAAGAUACUUCAGGCUCUGAACAUCCGGAUAGGCACCAGAUUCUCAACAGGGCAGAAGAAGAAAGUUCGGAAGAAAAAGACAAUCUCUCUAACCACACACGAGACCACAGACAUGUCACAGAGCAGUGGUGGGAGAAACGUGGUUUUUGGUGUGAGAACUUCAGUCUCUGUCAUAAUCGCCCUCCGGCGCGCUGUGAAGCGCCACCGGGAACGACGAGAACGGCAGAAAAGAGUCUUCAAGAUGUCUUUAUUGAUUAUUUCUACAUUUCUUCUCUGUUGGACACCAAUUUCUGUUUUAAAUACCACAAUUUUAUGUUUAGGCCCAAGUGACCUUUUAGUAAAAUUAAGAUUGUGUUUUCUAGUCAUGGCUUAUGGAACCACUAUAUUCCACCCUCUCUUGUAUGCAUUCACCAGACAAAAAUUUCAAAAGGUCUUAAAAAGCAAAAUGAAAAAACGAGUUGUUUCCAUAGUUGAAGCUGAUCCCAUGCCUAACAAUGCUGUAAUACACAACUCAUGGAUAGAUCCUAAGAGAAAUAAAAAGGUUACCUAUGAGGACAGUGAAAUAAGGGAGAAAUGUUUGGUACCUCAGGUUGUCACAGACUAGGGAGAAGUCUAAGCUUCACCAAAUCUACAUUCAGAAGAGUUUUAAAUUUAAAUUGUAAAAACUGAUUACUGCCAAAUGUAAGAGAAAAACAUUCUCAGUAUUGGUUAUGUUGUAAAUUUUCAAUGUGAAUGUCAAUUAGAUUAGGUCAUAUAUACUCAAUUUCUUCAUUAUUUAAUGUAUUUGUUGCAUGGCAGUUUGUUAAAAGUAAUAUCAUGUGUAUAUUGUCAAUAUUAUGUCCAUCAGAAGAUACUCAUGUAAGUCAUAUUUUCUAAAGAAUAAAUACAUAGCCUUAAAACAGUGUAUAACUUUAAAAUGUAACUGACACAGGUAUCUACAUUUUUAAAUGUAUGAAACCUAUUAUUUCUAAGCCACAACCUAGAUAUAUUUAUAUGAGAAGUUGCAUAAAAUUUAACACAAAAAUUAUAGUCUCAGAACAAUCAAGGGAAGAUUUUCGGUACCACUAUGUUAUAUUUCUGUUAUGAUAAACUUGUUAUUAUAUUUUAACAAAAAUAAUGAACUAUAUAUAAACCUUAUUCUUUCUUAUAUAUAACACUUACGUGGGCAACCAUAGACUAUAUUAGUAUUUUAAAACCAUGAACCAAUUAAUAAAUCAAUUCUGUAUAUGCACACAAAAUUAGGGAAAUUUUUCUAGUUCAAGCUUAUUACAUAAAAAGAUUGAAUUCUAUUACAAGGAUGAUAUGCCUGUAAUACAAAUGAACCAACAAUAAAGGGAGGGAAGAAAGCUACAUUAACACCAGCCUUGUUCCUUCACCCUCAUUUUGCCUGAUUCUACACCAAAUAUUCUAGGUUAUGAGGAAAUACUGGUUUUAAAAACUGCAAUAAAAUAAUUUUUAAUUUAAUAACAACUCUACCAUUUUUGUAUAACAGAAAUUAACCACGUAAUAGGGAAGACUGAGCAGAGGAAAGAGAGGCUCCUUUCUGUCAACUGUAGAAAAGCCUAACAAAGGCAGCUGUUUCUAAUUUUAGAUUCAUUGCAACUUAUGUGUGGUAGAAUUUCUACAAUGUUCCUUCCUAGUCACCUGUGGUAGAAUUUAUACAUUGUUCCUUCUUAGCCUUCAAACUACAGCAGCUCUGUUUCCACUCUCCAGGUGAUUAAAGCAACAAUAAACUGUGUCACAUUUCUAUUCCACCACCAUGUCACUUGAGCAUUUUUCUCUCAAACCCUCAAUACAUGUUAGAAAAUGAUUACUAAUUGUAAUUAUAGAUUGUAAGGAAUAUGAAUAAUUUUGUAACAAACAAGAAUUUAUUACUUGCUAUAAUAAUCUGGCAAUCUGUAGUAAUAAUAAAGACUUAGCAACAAUUUAUUUAAAAUAGGUAAAAUACCUACUAUAUAUAUUACAACCAGUUAGUUUAACAAGAAUUAUUCUAUAUUUUAAAUACUAUAUUCAAUAAAUGAAGUAAAAUCAUUUUUAAAUUUAAAAUCUCAUGUUAAACAAUUCAUUAUCUAUCAUUUUUAUACAAAUAAAUGAGAUUCAUUUAAUCAACUUUAAUGACUAGCCUAAUCCCUAGGAAAAAGAGCAUGCUACAGGAGCUUGAAGUCACUAAGGUUUCUGGCAAGCUAAACUGAUUUAUUUCUGAUAAUAAUGCUAGCGUGUCAAAACUUGGCAAAGACCUGCUUUCCUACUGCUUUACGAAAUUAAAGAAAUACUGCAGUUUGACAAAAUGUAACAUAAUCGAUUAAUUUUUUAAACCCUAAAAUUAAGACUUAAUGGUGUUAAGAAAUUUUUCACUCAAUAAAUGCAUUUGGCUUACAAUAUCUAACACCUUAACUAAAACUUUUAAUGCAUUUUGUACUUGAACUUCCAAGCAUGACUUAAAAUAUUAGCACCUAGAUUUACAAUCUUAAUUUUAAAAACUAGACUACUUUUAGUGUUCAUGUUAAGAAAUACCUUCACUGUGUUUUCAGUACUUUUAAUCAUAAGGUUUAAUAAGCAUUACAAAGAAUUUAGUAUAAAAGUAAGUUUCUGCCAUGUUGGCCUAAUAGUUUCAUGCAUUCUGAUUUCUGUACUAAAAAAAAAUAAAUAGCAAUCAUUAUAACUUUGCCCUGUAAGCUGCUAUUUGUGCACUGAGCAUCAGAGUAAACUAUUAGGCAUUUUGCCCUACUGUAACGAAUUCUUGUAGGAUAAAAGUGUACACCUAUUGAUUUAUAACAAGCAAAAUCUACACUUCCCAUACCUCACAGAAACCUCAAGUAGCUUUUUAAUGUGUUAAACAUACAGUGUGUAAAAACUUUGUUUUAAAAAAAAAAGAAAGAAAGAAAGCAACUGUUGAUCUUGUGGUAAAUGAGAGCUUAGACGAUCUUAAGUUUUCCUUGAUUUUUCAUUCCUCUAUGGACAAACAGAAGCAUUGUUUUCCUCACGAUGUCUUUUGCUUCAAUGUGCAAAUUCUUUACGCUUCACUAGUAAUUUUACUCCAAAAAGCAUCCUUGCUAACUUUUCCUCUAUUGAAAAUACAAUAGAGGCAUGAGUUAAUUUGUAUAGACAGCAUCUUAUAAUUUUAUUUUUAUAACUAUGUGCUUUCAAUCUAUGCUGUCGGGCAGAGAUGCUACCUUCUAUAUUCAGUCAAGUUAACUAUUCAAAGCAUAAGGUUCAUAAAAUUCAGAAAUUUGUAUUGCCUUUCUUGUUCUAUUGACAAUUUAGUAAAUUUAUUACUUGACCAAAAAGAUAUUCAAACUUAUUAUAGAGAUUAACUUUUUUUACAAUUAUGCUUUUUAAAAGACUCUAUUCUAUACUUGACAACAAUGUCAGUCAUAUUAAUGUAAGUUUUUCAUCUCAAAAAGAGCUACAGCAAAACAUCAGUUCUCCAGGUUAAAACUGUGGCUUCCCCAGUCAGUCAGGUGCUCCAAUGGAAAAGCAAUCGCCACACAAGUGUGACAACCCUAGUUUGACUCCUGACCCACAAAGUGGUCCUCUGACCUCCAAACAUACUGGUCUUUGAACAUGUAUGUACACACACUCUAAAUAAAAAUAUUUUGUAGUCAGACUCAGGAAUAAACAAUCUAAAAUUUAAGAAAACAAUUACUAGAAUUUUAUUACACACAGAAUCUGAGGCUAUAUUUCAGGGUGAAGGUAUACAUCAAGCACUGCUUAUCAGAAAUGCUUGGUAUGGAGGAUUUCAGAUCGCUGUAGGUAUUUUGGAAUACCUGUAUAUAUUUUAUGGCAUAACUUGCAGAUGGGCCCAAUUCUAAUUAAGAGUUUCAUCUAUUUCAUAAACACAUAAUCUAAAGGUAAUUUUAUGCCAUAUUUUUAAUGUGUCUGCAUCUGAACUGAAACCAUCACAUUAGGUAAAGUGUAGAAUGUUCCUCCUGUAUCUUGUUCAAAAGGUUUCAGAUUUAAGAAUAUUUGGAUUUUAAGAUGAAAGAUGCUUGAGAUAUCUUAAAAAGUGUAAAAGUACCUGAAAGAGGAGGCAGGUUGCAAAAGGUGAUAAAAGAAGAAUAUUUUAAGAGACCAAAAGAGAAAACAAUUAUACAGAAUUAAAUAAUAGCAUAAUAAAAGUACCACUGAUGAAAACUACUACAGCAUAUUCCAGAAAAAAAGAAAAUUGUUGUUUGGAAGGAAAGCUGUUUGGGAAGUUAUCUUGGGGCCAUUAUACAAGGUCUGAAACGCCAGCAGAAACACAGGAGCAAGGGAACAACAAGAAAAGGACGAGCCUCCAAAAUCACCAACAACAGAGUUAGAGUAUAACAUGCAUAGAACGGGCUGAGGAGGGCUCAAAGAACAGGACAGCAUUGCCGUUGCCCUGAUACUAGAGAGGGUCUGGCCAAAAUGAUUGCAGUAGCCCAGCAAAGGGCAAACAGCUGGGACAGGCAGUUACAGCUACUUACAGCCACAAUCAACAGGACACAUGAGCAACCAUGAAAAACAGAUUACCUUCCAUAAAGGAGAUAUUUAAUUACACACUGUUCAAAGUACAUCAACAACAAGGGCCAAAUGGCAAGAAUCUGGGGGUAGAAAAUUCAAUAAAGCAAAAUGAAUAUUCCUCAUGAAUGUUUUUAUUACCAGAAAAUAUUUAGACUGAUGGAUUUUUUUUUGGAGUUUUUUGUUUUAUUUUGUUUUCUUGGUUUUGGCUUUUGAGACAGAGUUACACUAACCCUGGCUGGUCUGGAACUAACUACACCAACCUGAAUGGUUUCAAACUCAGAGACAUCUGCCUUUGCCUUCCAAGUGCUGGGAUUCAAGGCAUGAACCACCAUACGUAGCAUCUAAGAUAAAAUUUUAAGACUGAUUUUUCUAAAUCAUCUACUUUAUAUACCUUAGUUAAUCCAUUGCAUCUUCCCACUAAAGCAUCUUUUUGAAUAGUUUCAUUUAUGGGGAAUUAAAGAGCCCUGGUUUACAAGACCUGAGCUCCCGCACCACUUAAAAUGAAGUGUGAUGGCACCAGCCUGGUCAGGAGGGUCAGAGGUUACUAGGGUCAUCCGUGGCUACACAGUGUGAAAUGCCGAGCUUAGGGCUAACCUGGUUACAUGAAACCAUUUCUCAAAAGAGAAACCACAUAUAAUAGAAAACAAAAAUAUCGUCCUUUGCUUUUUUAUCCCAAUAAUUCAUAGUAAGCAUCUAUUCAACUCACUAUAUUCACAUCUUCAUUCUUUGCUAAUGGCUGCAUAGGUUUUUGUUGUUGUUUGGUUUGGGUUUGUUUUUUUUUUUAAGAUAGGGUCUCACUAUGUAGUUCUGGUUGUCUUGGUACUCACUCUGUAGACCAAGCUGGCCUAGAACUCAGCAUCUAACUCCCAAGUGCUGAGAUGAAAGGCAUAUGUCACUACUUCUGGCUCAUAAAUAUAACAUUUUAAAUUAAGAUUUUUAAAAUAUAGCAAUAUUAAGAAAUAUUGACAAAGUAUAAAAUAAUUAAAUCUUUUUUUAUAGACUCAAAUAGCUUCGAGCUAUAUUUCAAGAUCACCUUGGAAAACUGCAAAAAAGGUUUCUAUUUCUUAACUUGGUAUCAG